CAUGUAGGGACUUUUGUCAAAGGUGGUAAAUAUCUUCAUGACCAUUUACCUCUGGAGUUGUGUGGUACCAUUCAUAAGAUGUCUGGAUUUCGAAGAUGUCUCCUAACCUUCUGCAUUUUAGGAUACUUUUUCUGCUGUUCCACCGCUUGGUAUGUAAAGAUGCCAAGCAACAUCAAAGGACUGGUGGGUUCCUGCCUUGUCAUCCCGUGCAGUUUUGACUACAUUCAGUAUCCACCUCACAAUCCAGAUCGUGUGGUUUGGUACCAGUAUGUGAGCCGUGGAUAUCCUUUAGUAUAUGACGACUGGAACCCAAAUGAGGUCAUUAACAUAUUUAAAGGAAGAACACGUGUAUUGACUUCUAAACACAGGAAGAUAUGCAGUCUACAAAUCUCCCCAGUGAGCUGGUCUCACCACAGACAAAAGAUUUACCCCUGGGUAGAUCCAGAGAAUGUUGGGAGAAGCACCUAUCGAUUCUUUGAUACAACUGUAACAAUUGAUGUAGUGGGAAAACCAGAGAAACCGGAUAUUACGAUCUUUGGAAACAUGAAGGUUGGACAGUCCGUGACAGUGCAAUGCACUGUUUAUCAUACCUGUCCCUCUAAUGCACCCACUCUGAGUCUUAACAUUCCACUGCAAAACCCCAAAAUAACUCAUAGCCCAAUGUCUGAUGGCACAUCCAAAACUACCAUGAUGACCACAUUAAACAUAGACAACGACCACCAAACUGUUGAGUGCUCUGUCCGACACUAUGGCGGUCUCACUGCAACAGCCUCCAAAACCUUAAAUGCAGAAUGCUCCUAUUCACCUUUGACUAUCCAGCCUACAUCGAAUGAGUUUCUUGAGGGACAGGAAAGCAAAGUAACCUGCACUGCCUUAUACACAUGUCCAAAACAUAUACCAACUCUCACAUGGAACUAUGUUAGCAUGCCAGCCUCAAGUAAUACUGACAAGAUUGUAAAUGCUGAGUGGAGGACUGUCUCCACACUGACAUUCAAAGCAUCAGCCAGGGAUCAUGGAAAAUCUCUGACAUGCUCUGCACGAUUCACUGGGGGUGAGAGGCAGACAGUGAGCAUCACCCUACGGGUAAAGAGAAAUAUGCUUAAUCGUGGUUGGUCCUUCACCACCCCUCGCAGCACCACAGGCAUGAGAGGCUCAUGUAUCAUCAUUCCUUGCAGUUUUAACUACAGUACCUCCCAGCCUGCUGACCUCCGAGUUAUAUGGUACUUGUUCAAGAACAAUGAAUACCCUCCUGUAUUUGACCAAAGACAGACUGUUAUUAGUAAGUUUAGAGGUAUAACCAGCUUGAUUGGAUCUGUGGGGGAAGGGAAUUGUAGUCUCAAGAUUGAGAGGCUGGAAAUGUCGCACAACCAGGACAGACUUUACCCAUGGGUAGACAAGAAUGCUAUUACCUCCUUCCACACCUUAGAUUCCACAUUUUAUGAAAAAACCUCUGAACUCAUUGUCUCAGACCGUGCACAGGAACCGCAGCUUAGCAUCAUGGGUGUUCCCAGGGUGGGAGAGCAGGGCAGAGUGUCCUGCAAUGUGCACCACACAUGUAUCUCUGCUCCCCCCACCCUGACUCUAAGUGGUAUAUCUGGAACAGACAGCAUUAUGGAUACUCUGGUAUCUGAUGGGAUUUGGGAAAGGACAGUAGAGCGAAGCUGGGUUGUAAAAGAAGAGGACCAGAGCGUGAAGUGUACCGUUCGCUACCAUGGUGGUCAGGAAGCCACAAGUGAGCUCAGGCUGAAUGUUGAAUGCCCAUAUGAAAGAAUCACGAUUGAGAAGCCAGGCGAGGCAAUAGAGGGUGUGGCCAAGAGUGUCAUUUGUUCUGUUUCCUACAAGUGCAAGAAAAAUAAACCAACUAUUCUGUGGAACUACGAAGACAUGCAGAGUUCAUUACACACCAACAAGAGUUCCAGCAAUACCUAUACUACAGUGUCAAAUCUGACCUUUAUUGGCUCUCUUGGGGAUGACGGUAAAUAUUUGACCUGCACCGCUCAGUUCACUACUGGGGAGACCUCAGACUCUGCAACUCUUCAUAUAAAAAAAUAUAACAAACCACUUGAAGAAAUAGAUCCACAUGAAAAUGACAUGUCCUACGUUCUGGCGGCUGACGUUCCUUUCAGAUUCAGGGCCCUGACCCGCUCCUGUGUGGUGAUUCCCUGCAGCUUCCAGUACCAGGAAGAUGAGCCUCUCACACGUGGCAUCUGGUCCAAAAAAACUGGGGGCAUUGUCUAUCAUAACGCCCGGAGCCAAGUACUUGACCAUUUCAAAGACCGCACCAGAAUUUUAGGAGAACUGCAUGAGGGAAACUGCUCAUUAGAGAUUGAUGACAUCAAGCCCUUUGACAACGGGCCUUUUUGUUUCUAUGCAGAGAAAGGAAAUGACAAAUACAGAUUCAACAACAGCUGUGUUUUUAUUGUUAUGAAAGCUUCCCCAGAAAAACCGGUGAUGACCCAAGUUCCAACAGAAGUUGAUGCUGGCUCAACGAUUACUGUCUCAUGUUCUGUGACGCACACAUGUCCAUCACAUCCUCCAGAGUUCUCAUGGAGUGUCCCUAACCUCACCAGUGAGGUCAGGCACUCCUGGACGCAGCGGGGCAUCUGGGAGACCUCCUCCACUAUCACUUUCAUGGCCUCUGGAGGAGACGGGGACAGAAACCUGACCUGCACUGCCAUCUCCUGGCGUGGAAAGCAACAAGCUAACACAGUCAAGCUGACUGUGAAGGGAUCACUGAUGUACCAGUUAAGAAGCUCUCUCCCAGUGAUCAUUCCAGUCUCAGCUCUCCUCAUUGUAAUCAUCCUGGCUGCAGUGUUUGGAGUGGUCAUCUACAGGAAAAGGAAGCGUUCUGAUGACUCGCUGAGACCACCACCUCGACCAGAGAAAAGGAGAUCACUAUGGGAUAGAUUUUCCAGGAGAUACCCUGAAGACAGGGAGAGACCUCCAAGGCCUGAAAAACGGAUGUCCUUUUGGAACAGAAUUUCUCGUAGAGCAGACGAUGGGCGCGUCGGGUGGCAAAAUGAGAGGAGACCAAAGAGGUCAUUCUGGAACAGAUUUUCAAGACACCAAGGCAAUACUGCAGACGUCAGUGUUGGCUAUUUAAACAACACUCACACUGUAACCUGUGGCAAUCAAAUCUCCAAACAACGCUUUCCAUCCCCGAAGGAUAACCGGAGACAGAGGCAUGAGUUCUAGUGGGUAUGUAAUGACCAGAGGAACAGUGACAUCACAAACUAUUAUAUCCAUAAAGGAGGUGAGUUGUUGACCCAAAAAGGCAGAGAUGCUGCCUGACCCAAAGCUGAACCUCACCCAGCCAGAGGGGGGAAGAAAGUACGGACGCUGGUGCUUCACAGGAAGAACCAAAAGAGUUUUUGAAGGAGUUUGAAAUAACAUUACAAACUAACUUUCCCAGCUUUUAGACAUUGCUUUUGCCACAUGGGACCAUUUAAGUGCCAACUGGGACACUUUCCAGAGAGACAACUCUCUUCAAAAUCUCUGAUGAAUUAUGAAGUUGCCAUGGUAACCAAACCCAGGACUAAGCUGAUUCUUCUCCUGCAGUUUAUUCCACACACACAAACAGCCAAUCUGGACCCCCUUCCCCCCCCCCCUUCUUGUCUCAUCCUAAUGUGUACAAUCACCAGAGUAAGGACACUCUACACUGUUUUCAAAUCACCCUAAUCAAAAUGUAAACAAAAUAACAACUGAACGUUCAUCUGUGAAAUGUAAUUAUGAUAUUAAUAGUUCUAUUCUCAUACAGCCAUAAUUGAGAAAAUUAUGAACUCUGUGAAUCAGCUUCUUAUUCACUCUGCAACUACAUCACCAUCUAUGUGUUUGCAUUAAUUUGUCUUCUCUUGUAUCUUGUCUUAACCAAUCUUUCUUUCCCAAACUGAUAAAAGUGUGACAACUAAAUAGUUGAAUGCUAGUUAAAAUAUUAUUGCCUUUUGUGAAGGUAUUUCUUUAUUGUCCUGUAAUGUUAUAUUCUUGCAUUUGAAGUUAACCACGCUUUAGUUUGUUAGUUGUUUUUCAUGCAGUAGGUUCCCGGUUCAAAUCCAAGUCAUGACCAAUUACUUUACAUUGUUUUGCAGAGAUAAAAGUGACUGCCAAAUGAGUGGAUGUACUUUAAAAUAAUUUAAUAAGUCUUCCUUUCCUCCUUUAAAAACUUUCCUCUUCCUCCUAAAAGUAAAUUUAAGUGUAUAAACUCAUUAAAUCCUUGUGUAAGAAAAA
Micropterus salmoides (largemouth bass) is the source of this 4224-nucleotide messenger RNA. RefSeq lists its product as uncharacterized. The coding region runs from base 79 to 3195 and encodes 1038 amino acids. The transcript is spliced from 22 exons. The record is from RefSeq and is a predicted model, not a curated record. NCBI's taxonomy places the organism in Eukaryota, Metazoa, Chordata, Actinopteri, Centrarchiformes, Centrarchidae.